Cottoperca gobio is the source of this 1780-nucleotide messenger RNA. RefSeq names its product potassium voltage-gated channel, subfamily G, member 3 (gene kcng3). Bases 1 to 1272 code for a protein of 423 amino acids. Gene Ontology annotation, cellular component: voltage-gated potassium channel complex; membrane. The transcript has 2 exons. Gene Ontology annotation, biological process: protein homooligomerization; action potential; potassium ion transmembrane transport. The record is from RefSeq and is a predicted model, not a curated record. NCBI's taxonomy places the organism in Eukaryota, Metazoa, Chordata, Actinopteri, Perciformes, Bovichtidae. Gene Ontology annotation, molecular function: delayed rectifier potassium channel activity.
AUGAAGUUCGGAAAGAGCAUCUGCGUACUUAACGUAGGGGGAACCCGGUACGCCUUCACCAGUGAGGUGAUUAGGGAUUUCCCUCUCCGGCGCGUCAGUCGUCUGCAUGCCUGCGCAACCGAGAAAGAGGUUCUUGAACUGUGCGAUGACUACGACCGGGACCAGAACGAGUUUUUCUUUGACCGCCACGCGCAGGCUUUCGUGUUCAUCAUGCUUUACGUGCGCUCCGGUAAACUCCGUUUUGUCCCCGGAGUGUGUGAGUUGUCCUUCUACACAGAGAUGCUCUACUGGGGACUGGAGAGCGUGCAUUUGGACUCCUGCUGCCAGAAACGCCUGGACGACAGGAUAUCCGAGAUCGGACUGGACACACUGUCCGAGGUGGACAUCGGUCUGUCGGGGGAUGAAUCUCAGAGCUCGAGCGCUCCGGUGCAACGGACUGCGCUCACCGGUCGUGCCAGAUGGCUCGAGAAGAUACGCAAGACAUUCGAGGAGCCCAACUCUUCGCUUUUGGCACAGCUUUUGGCUUCAGUGUCUGUGAUAUGUGUGCUGGUUUCCAUGAUAAUGCUGUGUGCCAGCACACUGCCGGACUGGGAUACAGCCAAGAAAAACAUUGCGGAGGAGCAAAGAAUCGUGGAGGCAGUGUGUAUUGGCUGGUUUACAGCAGAGUGCACAGUGCGCUUUCUGGUGGCCAGAAGCAAGUGGGACUUCCUUCGCCAGCCGCUGAACAUUAUUGAUGUGAUUUCCAUCACCCCCUACUAUGUCACCAUGGCGCUGGCCCAGGCCGGGAUGCCGGGUGCCGGGCUCGGGGUUGCUGGAGUGAUACUGCGGGUGCUGAGGAUGAUGCGAGUGUUCUGGCUCAUGAAGCUGGCCAGACACUUCCUGGGCCUGCAGACUCUGGGGCUGACGCUCACUCGCUGCUACCGGGAGAUGGUCAUGCUAAUGGUGUUUGUCUUCGUUGCCAUGGCAAUAUACAGCGCUCUGGCCCAGUUGCUAGAGUACGGCUUGGAUUUGGGAACGCAGAACCCGGAUUACGCCAGCAUACCAGCAGCCGCCUGGUGGGUCAUCAUCUCCAUGACGACAGUGGGAUACGGGGAUGUGUACCCUGUGACAGUUGGAGGACGGGUGCUUGGGGGAAUGUGUGUUGUGAGCGGCAUUGUUCUCUUGGCACUGCCCAUCACAUUCAUCUACCACAGUUUUGUACAGUGCUACCAAGAACUCAAACUCCGCUCUGCCAGAUAUGCACGCAGCAUGUCAGUGGAGCUACUGAAAUGAACAUGCAUUUAUACCCAAACACACAACAUCAGAAAGAAACUCAACAAACCAGAACUGCUGAUCUCAUUGUGAAAGUAGAUGGGCACUCAGAGAGAGCAGACUUUUGCCAAGGCCAUUUUCAUAAGUGAAAAACAAUGCGUGUAUCCGCCUCGUGAUUGGGAUCAAAAAUGUAAUGGAUUCUUUCUUGGCCCAUACUACACCCUUCCACCAAGUUUCAUGGAAAUCGGGCCAGUAGAUUCUCCAUAAUCCUGCUGACAAAACAAUAAACUGAACCGAAAACAUAACCCCCUCGGCGGAGGUAAUAAUAAUGAUCAACUUUGUGCCCAGCUGCCUUGUUUCCUGCCUGAGCUGCACUCAAUUUUAUCUGGACUGUCUAGUUUGUGCCUGUUGUGUUGAUGAUCUCCAAUCAUUGUCUUUAACCAGCAUGGUCUGCGCCUGUCUCCUUAACAACACUACUUGGACAGAAGAAUAGGAAUACACAAAUGAUUAUUUAAGCAAUAGCUCACGA